Rhipicephalus microplus (southern cattle tick) is the source of this 753-nucleotide messenger RNA. RefSeq lists its product as uncharacterized. Lineage: Eukaryota; Metazoa; Arthropoda; Arachnida; Ixodida; Ixodidae. The record is from RefSeq and is a predicted model, not a curated record. Gene Ontology annotation, biological process: regulation of DNA-templated transcription. Gene Ontology annotation, molecular function: DNA-binding transcription factor activity, RNA polymerase II-specific; DNA binding.
AUGGACGCCCUAAAGAGGAUUGAGAAGAAGAAGAAGAAAGAUAAAAUGAGUCUGAUGUGCCUGCCUGCCAAGCGGGCUGUCACCGAACACGCCCACCUCUCUUUCUUCGCUCCACUGGCUCCACAAGACGAGGACUCCCUGCCGUCCAUCUCCCUGAGGUGUCCCAAGAAACCGCGCAAAGCGCGGACAGCGUUCACCGAGCAGCAGCUAAAGACUCUGGAGAAAAGUUUUGAGCGCCAAAAGUACCUCAGCGUGCAGGAUCGAAUGGAGCUGGCGGCGAAACUCAACCUUACGGAUACCCAGGUCAAGACCUGGUACCAGAACAGAAGGACAAAAUGGAAGAGGCAAGCUAUGGUCAACAUCGAGCUGCUCCCUGGAAUGCACGGCGCCGUCUCCGCUGCUGGCCUAUGGCCCUCCAGUGCGGCUGGCCUCAGUUCUGGAUUUCCAGCAGCUUUCUGGCCUUACCCGUACGGCGGUUACUUCAACGCGGCCGCUGCCGCCGCCGCCGCGGCCAUGAGCAGAGGCGGCGGUAUUUUCCCGGUGUCUUCGGUUGGUGGCGCUGCAGUCGGCGGCAACAUGGAGAGCCUUCAGCGAGCCCUGGAAUUCUAUCAGCAGAGGGGAGCUCAGGCGCUCCUCGGGGUCGACUCUCAGCUCCGACCAGCCGUCGCUACCAAUAUAAACAACAACAGUGCUUCCAUUGUGGUUGACUCGUCCAAAGCUGACGCCGACCUUCGCCACGAAGACAAACAGUGA